CACUCACAAAUGGGACAACAUCCUGUCUCCAGAACGAGGCUAAUCCGGAUCUGUAAGCUAGCAGUUGCGUCUUCAUUGCCUGAAUAUUAACUUACGCAACAAACGAAAAAGGAAAUCGCACGGAUAUUUGUUGAAGCGUAAAUAAAAGUGAACAUACCUGUAAACUUGCCGGCGAAUGAACGAUGAUCUUAGUAUAUUAAUUUUGUAAAUGACCUCAAUAACAUUAAAACAGAAUAAUUAACUUGCUGAAUUUACAAUGAUAAAGGAAUAGAAGAACAGAAAAGAUAAUUAAGAAUGAUAGACGUACGUGUAAUUGUGAUCCUUGUUCUCCUUACCUGUCCGCUAGUUAGUAUGUCACCCUUAAGAGGGGAAGGUGAAAAUGGUGAACAGUGUCCGGGUAAUUAUUGCUCAAUGUUUGAAGGAAUUUGUAAAAAUGGUGGUACUUGUAUAAGUAUUGGAUGUAAAGGUGAAUGUGAGUGUACAAAAGACUUUACUGGACAUAAUUGUGAAGUUCCAAUCACCGCUUUAACAACAUUAGCUCCAAAAAAGGAGACUGAAGCUCCUAAAAAGAAGGAAACAAAACCGACUACUGACAAUACAAAUGAAAAAAUGAGUGUCAUAUUAUCGUUAUUCCGUAUGAUGUCUCAUCCAAGACCAAAAGUAACGAAUCAUAUCGUGAAGAAAAAAAUUGUCAUUAAAGUGAGCAACAAAAAAGAUAGUGAUAAGGAUUCACAUUCAAUUGAUCGCACACGAGAAAAUUUCCCAUCCAGGUUUGAGCCACUAUCAGAGAAGAAGCAAGACGAGUCAUCAAACGACAAAGAUUCUUCAGAUCGUCAAAAGGAAAGCCAAAGGACGAAACAAAUAAACAAAAGUAACACCCAGGAUAAUGGAGGUGAAUCCGAAAGCAAAUCGCUUAUCACAGAAAAGGUCGACAAAACAAUAGUUUCUACAAGUGAAUCUGUUGUAAAGAAUGACAUUUUUACGGUAGCAAAGAAAAUAUCUGAUAAGCAUACACCAGAACUAUCUUUAACGACGUCGAAUACAUUAAAAAUCAUAAACACUACCCCAACAACAACGACGCAAUCAACUUUUGCUGCAAUACAAGAACAAACUGUUGCGCAAGUCAGCCCGCUUUUAUCAACAACAAAUUCAGGCUCAAUAACAACAAUUCAAAGUACCCCUUCAUCAAUAAUUACAACUCCUGAUAAGGUCGUGAUAGAAAAACGUGUUAAUGAAGACACGCUGACAUUUAGUGGAAAGACAAGAAAAGUUGUGCCAAAAGUAUUCCAUGCACCGCAAUGGCGAUCUCUCUCACAGGAAACAACAACAGUUAAUCCAGAUGUUCUACUAGAUGGAAAAAUAAACGAACAACAAAAUCAUUCGUCUUUGAAUAAUUCAGACAUUCUGGCACACUUGGCAAAUGCUGGAGAUAAAGUUUUGAGCUCGACAACCUUAUCGAAUAUGUAUCUUACUCAUACACUUCUGAGUAAAUCACGAAUUUUUGUUUCGACUGUUCCAAAUAAGACAAUAAGACCGGAAAGCACUAAGAAACCUUCGGUAGACAAUGCAAGUACACAAAGUCAAGUUCAAAUUAAUGGUGGGGAAAAUAAACAAUCAGCAGUAAAGGAGAGAAGUACUUCUAUUGAUCUGGCUAAAGAAGAAAUUGCAUUGGCUGCUAAAAGAAUUGUAAUUGCAAAUAGUUUUGUGGUGACCACAACGUCAUUACCAACAAAAUCGAUAAAAGCGGGAAAUUUAGGAAAUUUAGUCACUAGAACACAACCCCCUUACGUCAAAUCAACGUCACAUAUGUUAAAACAAGGCACACAAAAUAUGUCAACUAAAACAAGUACAAUAUUACCAAUAACGAAUAAUUUAUCAACAACGACAAAUAUUGGUAUUUUAGGCAACUCGCCAACAACAGUCAUGAUGUCCACAACGAAAUCUCCGUCAAAACUAAGAUUAAGAAAAUCUCUUCUUUCGCACAAUUCUGGGGAUAUUCAAAAUCAUAAACGGAUAAACUACUAGAAAAAAUGUGAUUUAAUGGAUCAAAGAAAUCGAUUUCCAUAUGAAUGACUGGUUGAUGGAGACCAGAACAAUAAACGUUAUUUGUAAUCUGUGAUAUAACAAAAUGACAAAUGUGACGGAAAUCAUUUAGUAUGCAGCUAACUUUAGACAAUGCUCGUUUAUCUUCUGCAUGUCUAGCGGGCCUAGACUUCGUAGAUAUAUAUAUACAUCUUUUUUCCAUCACAUUCCACAUUUAUGAAUCCAAAUAUGUUUUGUGCAAUCAUAAUAGUAUUGUAAUUGAGUUUUAAGACUUUUUUGCCAGGUAUGUAAUCAUAUUAAAACAGAAAACAUUUAUUAUGCUCAUGGCAUUUGUUACACCACUUUUUUUAAUAUAGUAGUAAUCAGUAAUCCAAAAUGCGUCUACUUUAUUGUAUAUUAGGUUAAGUAGCUGUUCCUCUAACUGCGAUUUAAUUUUAUUAUCUUUUUAAUAUGUGAGCUCAUUCCUGUUCAGGAAUUGUCGAACAACUUUUUUUAAUCUAUAAUAAGACACAAAUGUAGCUUCGGACUAAAUAGUUAGGUGUGGUAUUUGUUUUUAUUGGAGUCCUUUCCUUACAUCAUUGAUAAGAGGCUAACUAUUGAAGAAAGCCUUAAUUCUUUGUAAUGUGUAUGAUAUAUUAUUAUGAUACAUACUUGUCAUACAUGUUUUGCUAGCUAUGAAACCAGGUUUAACCUUUUUUAAACCAAGCUACACUCUUAUAGCCAAAAUUGUACACGUAUGUGAGAUAGUAAAAUGUCUUUACCAAUUUAGGAAUAUGACUGUUUGAUUUUGUCGGGAUAAUGGACUCC
Molecule: messenger RNA, 2850 nt
Organism: Mytilus trossulus (common blue mussel)
Lineage: Eukaryota; Metazoa; Mollusca; Bivalvia; Mytilida; Mytilidae
Product: serine-rich adhesin for platelets-like
Exons: 2
Coding region: 295-2025 (576 amino acids)
Source: RefSeq, a predicted model, not a curated record